Mesorhabditis spiculigera is the source of this 2685-nucleotide messenger RNA. The record is from the annotation of a GenBank genome assembly. Lineage: Eukaryota; Metazoa; Nematoda; Chromadorea; Rhabditida; Rhabditidae.
AUGAACCAGAUCCAGGACCUCGGACAGCUACGCGAAUUCCUGACGGUUUACAACACCCUUACCGAACGCUGCUUCCGCGACUGCAUCAGCGAGUUCAACGUCCACAAACCAGUCCCUCAAGAGCAGGACUGUGUCACUAAAUGCAUUGAGAAGUCUAUGCGAGUGAACCGCCGUUUGAUGCUAAGUUUUGCUGAUCUUGGACCGAAACUACUGUUCAAGCAAGGAGAGCCAACCGCUACCGAAGCCGUGAAAAUUGCUAGUGCUGCUGUCAAUGAGCAUGGAUUCCGUGCUGAUGGCAGGAAGCCGUUGCAGAUUCGUAAUAUUUCAACCCAAAUGGGUAUCGACUCACAAUCGGACGGAUCUGCAUAUUUUGUUCAAGGAAAUACGCAGGUUAUCUGUCAUAUUUAUGGGCCCCGUGAGCCUACUCAGCGAGGUCGUGUCAAAGAAGAUCGGGCAUUCAUCAAUUGUCACUAUGAGCGUUUCCUGAAAGGAAGGUCGAAUAUACAAGGGGGCAAGCGGAGGCGACCCGGGAAAGAGCGGAAAGCCGGCGAUGUGGAACGACUCGUUGAGAAGACCUUCGAAACCGUGAUUUUUACGGAGAACUAUCCGAAGACGCAAAUCGAUAUACAUCUGAUGGUGCUCGAGGAAGACGGUUCGGUGCUGUCGACCUGCAUCAAUGCUGCUUCAUUGGCGCUAUGUGAUGCUGGCGUGGCAAUGAAGGGCGUUGUUUCGGCAAUCACUUGUGGUAUGGCCGAAGGAAAGCCGAUUUGUGAUCUGAACAACCGGGAAGAGAACGACCUCGUACCACGAGUCACGCUGGCCACUAUAUCCGGACAAGAUGAGGUGGUGAUCACUGAGCUUCAAAACCGCGUUCACAUUGACAGCCUGACGGCUUUAUUGGAGACGGGCAAGGCCUCGGCAUCCGCUCCAGCCGAUGGCUUUGGCAGCUUCGUGGAUGAUUUGCUGAAGGACCGACCAGCAUUACAGAACGGCCAUAGUUCGGGCCGCAUCGAUCCGGAGGGAUUUGCCACGAAGAAGGCUGAGGUCGAGGCAGCCAGUGAAUUGAGCGUUGGACAGGCUGUUAGCUACCUUCUCUACGCUAGCCAAUAUGGAAUCCCGAAAGAACGUGUUCAUCUUGCGGAGAGUGUCGCUGCAAAAUCAGGAUCUGUGCAGGCGAAACAACAAAUAGAAAAGUUGAAAUUGCAUGAUCUUUGCCAUUCGUUGUCGGUUCUGUUAGAAGCAGGCUUGACGAAGUCAAAAACGUACGAAGCCCUCGUUUCGCUGUGUGCUGAAGCGCUCAAAGAAAAUCGUUCAGCGGCCGAUUCAUCGUCUCUGAUUCGCGUUUUAUCGAUCAGUGGCACCCACACGAACGGUCUUCCGGAGGAUCUCUAUCAUGGAUUAUGUGGUGAAUUGAGCAAGUCGAUCAGAACAAUCGAGACGCCGGCUGGACUUCUCGGCGCGCUCAAGGUCGCUAAAUUCGCAUCCGGUGAAGAGAUGAAAGAGUUUAUGGAUCUGAUCGCCGAGAGAGCGCCUCAGUUUUUCCCGGUGAUGACUCUUGCCGAACGAGUGUCCUUCAUCAAGCAUUUGGCCGAUCAAAAGUGUCGCUAUAUGCCAUUGCUCAACCCACUGAUCGCGCAAAUUUCCAAAUCAUCGGAAACGUUGAGCCUCAAGCAAUGUGUUUCACUUUUGGCAAGCACAGGCACUUUAUCGCUAUACGAUGCUCGGCUUUUCAUCCGCAUUGUCUCCGAUCUGACAAAAGACAGCGCGCCGGAUUUCACUACUUGGGAGCAAGUCACUUCGUUGGGUGACAAUCUCUCACGGCGGCGCAUUGUUGACCAGCGAGUAUGGAAAAAGUUGUCCCGAUCCGCAGUCAAGAUUUUUGAUGAGAAGCAACGGCGGGAAGCGAGCCGAUUCUUGACAGCUAUGGCGCGCGUUGGUGUUACGAAUGAGGACGGGGUGGAGUUGGCGCAACGUCUUGCCACCAGCCUCGACAAAACCCAAGCACCGUCCGAGACUGUCUGGGUUCAUCUCCUAUUUACGCUGGCUUAUUAUGGUGUGCUACCCGGUAACCUCGCGGAAUCCGUCCUGACGCCCGUGUUUUUUGCGCAGCUUCGGAAAGCCCAUACCAAGAAGGAUGACCGUAACUACUUGCAUACGCUUUGCGAGUUGAUGCUCAUCAACUCCUACGUCAAGCACUUUAUCCCCGGAUACAAAGGCCCGACGCUCGAUAUCGAGAGCGUGGUCGACUUCAAGGCGCUGACCCCACUAAUCCGCAAGAACAAAUAUGGCAAUUUGGACCAGCCGUUGCUGCUGCAAGUAUUACAUCUGGUCAUGCCUGCCGACUACUUGCAUCCAUCUUAUUUGAGCAACACUGGCCUUUUCAUUGAUACCGAAGUCAAACCUCAGAAGAAUUCAACGACAUGCAUCCCGGUGAAAUACUGGGAAAAGGACGGCUCGCGAACUAGGCCGAUAAUUUACUACCGAUGGAAUAAUUUGGCCUUUUCCCUGGGAUUGGAAGCUUCCAAGAAUUCGGGGCCCGAGGAGCGCCUGCUUGGAAUGGAUCAGCUUGCUUUGCAAUUGUUAAAAAAAGAAGGCUAUGAUCCAAUCGUCAUCUUCGAGCCGGAUUUCCUUCCACUUGAUAGCGUGUCCAAGAAGUCCGACUAUCUCAAAAAGCGUAUUUAUAAC